Cucurbitaria berberidis CBS 394.84 is the source of this 2852-nucleotide messenger RNA. RefSeq lists its product as uncharacterized. The transcript has 3 exons. Bases 226 to 2517 code for a protein of 763 amino acids. Gene Ontology annotation, molecular function: protein binding. Lineage: Eukaryota; Fungi; Ascomycota; Dothideomycetes; Pleosporales; Cucurbitariaceae. The record is from RefSeq and is a predicted model, not a curated record.
GCUUCACCUUUAGUGCAGCGGGCAAUGCACGUCGUCAUCUGUCCUUCCUCCAUCUUGCGCUGACACUAUGCGCUCAGCUUGCCCGCACGUUGUCAAUCGCCCCCAUCCUUCUGCUCUGCCCCAGCCUGUGCCCAAGCAUGCCCUUGCUGUUGGCUUCUAUUACACUAGCCUCCCUCACUCUUGCAACCCUCCAUAUGCUGCCCGACGCUCUUUUUUCUGCCCUUCAUGAGUGGCCUCGAAAUCUUCGGGGCCGUCGGUGCUGCUGCGACCCUCCUUGAGCUAGCAAAGAAAUGCUCCCAGCGCCUGGAGAAAAUCGAAAACACAGACCGCGAUAUUAUAGCCUUACAGAAGAGGGUCAGAACUCUGACCGAAACCAUCACACAGGUCUCUGACGUGCUAUAUGAUAUACGUCGCCAGAAUGACGGGCAAGUCGAGGCCACUGAAGCUGAGGUCGCUGUCUGGAGUCAUAUGGAUGCGGUGCUGAAGCUUUGUAACAAAACCUUGGGCAAACUAAACACGCGACUCGAUUCACUACAUCAUAAACAUGGGAAGUCAAAGCUAUCCGCGCUACCCCCAGAUAUCCUUCGGCGGACAGAUGAUCUGAGCACCUAUAUUUCAGUCUUGAGCACUCUCAAGGGCCUUUUUCAGCUCAUCUUUCAAAGUCAACAGGCUGUGGCUCAAAAGUCUAUGCAUCGCGCUAUCCUUGACAUCAGACAAACCCAAGAGAGUACGUUGGAUGGAAUUCGUCGCGGCAUUGAUAAAAUCAACGACCAAAUGCAGCAACAAGAGAAAGAAAGUCCGCCUAGCCGGUCUGACUCCCUACUGUCUUUUCAGCCGCGCUCAGAUAUUGAUGCUGAGAUCACCAGCCUCAGUGAUCAUCUCAAUGGUAUUAUGAUCGCGGUUACAGGUGUUCAAAAGUCUCGGUCAGUUCCGCGAGCGCCUGCCAUUCGGUCGCCGGACCAAAGCAUACCGCUGAACACUUCCCUGUCAGCCUCGACCCUAGCGAGCAAUGAGGCCAAAAGCCUCGCAAAAGACUCUCUACCCGACAUCACACAUGUCGAACCACUUCGUGAGCUCGCUCAGCGUUUCAAAAAGCAGGCGGAAUACGAUCUAGAGCAUAGAAAGUACAAGGAUGCAGUGCUCCAUCAACUAGAGGCUAUCGAAUGCUUCAGAGAGCUACACGAUGCUCACAAUAUUACCUUUGAGUCUUAUCAUGACAUGAUGAUGGUGUUGGCUGGGAUAUACAAGAAGCUCAAUAACUGGGAAGACGCUGAGAAGAUCCUGAAGAGGGCGGCAAAGCAACCACUCACAUACGAGCAUACUUUGGGCUGGAAGAGUACUGCUCUCAAUGCAAGCCUAGAUACAGAUCACAGAGCAGUCAUCAGUCAUCAUAUGGCUGAACUUCUACUCGAGAAAUUCACAAGCGCUAGCAAGUCUCUUCCUCCACCAGUGGAAGGAACUGGAGAUCAUUGGGUUCCUCUUCACGAAGCCGAGAGCCAAGCUAAGCGAGCAUUUCGAAUACGAAGAGAUCACUACGGAAAGGACCAUGACGAUUUCAAGAAGAGUGUGUUGCUCCUUGUGGACAUUUACACCAAAUUUCGAGAGAAACAGAUCUACGUAGAGACGUACAACGACUUGUACAUAUUGGAUAACGAGCAUCGCCACAACGCGCUACUUAGCAGUCCCUCCGAGACGAACACAUCCCGAUCUCGAUCGUUGGUACCAAGCAACAACUCCGACUUGGUCGGCGCCGUCAAAGACCAUGCGAUGCCCUUUGAUGAUGUGAUCUCCAACAUAAGUGGCGCGACAUUGGAUGAAUUGGAACAAAUCGUUGACGGCAAAUCAAUCAUGAUGAUUGCGAUGGAUUGUAUCAGUCGUGGCCAAUGCGACAGAUGUGAGGCGCUUGUGGACAAGCUGUUGAGACUCGAGGUAGAUCGGGACGCGCCUUUCUCAUACGCCGUGAAAAGAAAGAGAACCGAGAAUUGCCGAUUUCUACUCCGACAUGGCGCCAACAUCAACUGGCUUGACUCGAAUGGACUUACACCUCUCAUGCACGCUAUAAAGUUGGAGAGUUUUGAGAUGGUUGUUUACCUUCUAAGCGAAGGCGCGAACGUCAACAUCACGGGCGUGAGAGGCCAAUCUGCACUGCAUGUCUCUACACAGGAACGCAACGAGUGGAUUUUCGAACUGCUCCUAAAGCAAGACGGUCUGGACAUUGAUGCAACCGACGAUAACGGUUUGACAGCCAUGCAUCUUUGCGCCAAACAAAAUAAUAUCGGUUUUGCUCGAAAGCUUGUACAUGCUGGUGCAAAUCUCGAGAUCAAAGACAAGAGCGGAAGGGACCGCACGCCACUUUGGAUAGCGGUCAAGGAAGACAAAUACGACUUCGCUAGGAUGCUUCUAAAGUCGGGAGCCAAGGUCGAUUUGAAAAGCUUGCCCCAGUCAAGAUCGAGCGAUGUCCGCCACCUGCUCAAGAAACACCAGAGCAGGGAGAUUAGCUCAGGUUCCGGGACGUGAAGCUGUGCGUGGUUGUACAUAGUCGACACCACAACCAGAUGAACAAACCCUAGGUGUGAUGAGACAUCCCCUCCAAUGAACCCACACCGAUAUCUUCCGCAGCAGCUCUCGCCAUUGUAACUUGACAAGUUGAGACCGGAAAUAGAGCAACACGCUGUAGGACGCAACAUAAGGCACGAUUAUAACAUGGGUUUGCAUGCUACAAGGCUAGUAUUUAACUAGUUAAUUCCUAUGAAAAGGUGAACCGGGGUCGGGAGCCGUUGCGGUAACGAGUGGGAUCACACCCGUCUUACUGCACACCACUUACAGGGUAGGGUAAACUUUAGACAAAAGAG